Molecule: messenger RNA, 1137 nt
Organism: Cataglyphis hispanica
Lineage: Eukaryota; Metazoa; Arthropoda; Insecta; Hymenoptera; Formicidae
Product: lamin-C-like
Exons: 3
Coding region: 1-1134 (377 amino acids)
Source: RefSeq, a predicted model, not a curated record
AUGACGAGCAAAUCAAACGAGAGCGUGACGGCGGCGUCUGGGUUUGAGCACGUAACGACGGGUAAAUUCAAUGAUGCUCAAGCAUGUGAUAUCGUGUUGGCGAAAGCCCAAUUGCCGAUAUCAAACACCCACAGAGAUGCCAUCGAAGAUAUAAUAACCAAAAUCAAGACUGCCUGUGAGCGCAAGCUCUCUGAGACGUGGAAAAUGCACGACGAGAUGGUCAGGAAAUGCGCCAAACUUCAAGUGGAUUUUACACGUCUGCAGGAUGAUUUCAAAGAUCUCCAAAACGAAUUAAACAAGAAGACAAAAGACUUAGAGGCAGCAGAGCGAAAUGCAAUGAUAUACGAAACACAAUUAUACGAAGCACGCUACACAAAUCUGCAAUUGCAAUUCGAUCAAUCGCAGGCAGAGACGAAUAAAAUGCUUGAGAGAAAAGAUCGAGAGUCAAAGAAGGAAAUCGAUCGAUUGCAAGCAUUACUCAAUGAAUCUCAAAGACAAAAAAUGGACAAAAUUUUUGAGUUAAAUGACUUACGCGAUCGACAUAAGGAGCAGAUGCGUGCUAAUCGAGAGGAGAUUAAAUUACAUUAUGAAAAUAAAAUCAAGAAUAUGGCGAAAAAGUUACAGAAAAAAAGGAAGCCGAUAUGUUUCGUCGAGUUGGAGAAGCCCGAGUGGACGAAACUGGAAUUACAAUCGGAAAUCCUGGAGAACAUCAUCCAGGAAUUAAAAACCAAGGGCGAGCAGUAUGUGCGAAUGAAAGUCAAGAUCUCCGACGCGCCGAAACUACUUAAGAGCACAGAAUUUCCCAAAUUCCAAAUCGACGUUAAUCGUCUGUGCGAUGGUAACAAAGAUUUCAAGAGCAAAUUAUCAUCAUCAUCAUCGUCAUCGUCGUCAUCGUCAUCGUCCGACGAUUCUGAUGAAUCGUCGUCCGACGAAUCGUCACUCGACAAAUCGUCGUGGACGCCGGUAAUAUCAUUAUCAUCGUCAUCCUCGUUGUGGUCGUCAUCGUUAUCGCCGCCUUCAUCAUCAACGCCGUCGUCGUUGUGGUCGCCGUUGUCGUGGUUUUCAUCGCCAUCGUCUUCAACGCCAUCAUCAUUAUCGCCGUCAUCACCAUCACCUUCGUGGACACGGAUGUAGCAG